AUGGUCAGUCCUUGGCCAUUUGCCCAAUGGGGAAUUGACCUCAUUAGACCUAUGCCCCAGGGUAAGGGCCAGGUCAAGUAUAUAGUUGUAGCUGUGGACUACUUCACCAAGUGGGCUGAAGCUGAGGCUUUAGCUGCCAUCACUACAGCUCGCAUAGAGAUGUUUUUCUGGCAGAAUAUCGUAUGUCGCUUCGGCAUCCCCCACACCAUCGUCGCAGACAAUGGUCGGCAAUUUGAUAGCGCAAAGUUCAAACCAAGCUUGACAAAGCCAAGGGUUGAUGGCCAGAACUACUCCCAGAGGUUUUCUGGUCCUACCACACCACCUACUUCCACAGGAGAAACACCGUUCUCUCUCUCCUCCGGUACCGAAGCCGUGACACCAGUGGAGAUUGGCCAGCCCACAUACUGA
Prunus armeniaca (apricot) is the source of this 408-nucleotide messenger RNA. The record is from the annotation of a GenBank genome assembly. Lineage: Eukaryota; Viridiplantae; Streptophyta; Magnoliopsida; Rosales; Rosaceae.